CGCCGCUGCUGCUGCCGCCGCCGCCGCCGCUGUUGCCGCUGGUGCCGCUGCCGCCGCCGCUGCUCAUGAUCAUUAUUUUACCUUUUAAUUCUUUUUUUUUCCGCUCUUGCCAAAUGCUUUGGCUCCAAGUUUCCUAUGUGUAUCUAUUGUUAUAAAUGUAUAUAUUUAUUUAUUCUAGCUGUCAGGUGUUAAAAUAAAUGCCGAAGAUUAGUCCCACGUCUCUCCCAUUCUAGGAUAUAGAUUUUUAUAUAUUUAUUAUUUUAUUCUUGCUGUCUUGGAGUGAAUCGGCCGGUUUGGGGAGGCUUUUGCCACCCUCCCUUGUGUUGUUUUGGUUUUGGAAAAGGAGGUGGAGGAGAGGAAGGAGGGGAAUUAGGGGGCGGCCGGAGCAGAGAGGACGAGACAGUGUUUGGGGGGUGAUUCGGGAAAGUCUGGGGGCUGUCUGGCCCCAGACGGCGGAGAGGACGCGCGCUCGCGCUCUCGCUCUUUCUGCUGCUGCUUGCCUACGGCUUGUGAUCUCGCUGGAUUCGCGCGGCUGUGUUUUCUCCCUUUUUCUCUCGCUUGCAAACUGCCUUCCUUGCUCCCUCGCUCCUGCCUCCCCUUCCCUCCCUCCCUCCUCCUUUCCCUCGCCUCUCCUUCCUUCCCCUCUCCUGUCCUUCUUGGUAACUCCGGCAGGCGAGGAGGGAGGCUGCCCGCUCGCUCGCCCCGCUGGCUCCCUUCCACCGGCCUCGGUCCUCUAGAUUCCCUGCCUCCGAGGCGAGAUUUGGGAGGAAAAAUGCACGCGAACUCCUCGGGUUUUUUUUUCUUCUUUUCAUAAACCCAGAUGAAGUAUCGUUUCUACUAUUUCUUUUCAGAGCCGUGAUCUUCUUAAGGAGAUCCGAGUGUUUCGGUGUCCCCUUCUCCUGUGUUUUGGGGGAGGUUUAGCUUGCCUGGGGGCGGGGAUGUUGAAUACUUUGAAAAUUAUUCUUUCUUGGUUGCAGUCGAGGGAGUCGGGAACCCCCGCGCGCUCCCUCUCCCCAUCCUCCGGAGAGAGGCUGAUGGCGGGACAGGGAUUUGGGGGGUGGGUGGGGAAGGGGUGCGCGUUUGCACCUGCGGUGCCGUUCAGCAUGCAGGGACUCCGGAAACCUUAACAGGACAGCCCAGCCGAGCGGGAAGGUGGCGGGAGUUCUGGCGGUCGCGGUGUUUGUAUUUUGGACGCUGCGUGACUCGGUGUUAGCUCCCAAUGGCUGUUCCCCUCUUUCCUAAAUUUUAUUUUUCCCAUGGUGCAAGCUUUGUAAAAAGAUAACUGCGGGCCGGAGAGUAGCCGACGUCAGCCUUCAGAUUCCCGAGGUAGUUGCGCUGGGUGAGGGGAAAAACAAACAGCCCCAGCCCGCGUUCCUAUGUGCAAGACCCGGGAGGAGAGAAGGGCAAUUUGUGACCCUGGCUGGGGGACCUGGCGCGGGAGGAGGGGGCGCGGGCGCGAAGGGGAGAUCUUUGUGAGUGAUUUUGCAAAAAUGUAUUGCGAGGUUGGUUGGAUUUGCAACCUGUGGCUCUCCUCGAGGGAGUAGGAAUGGGGGAAGGCGGCGGCGGCGGCGGCCCGGGGCGGGAGCGGGUAGGGAGUUGGAGCCUCGGAAAUGGGCUGCGCUCGGAGGCAGCGGGAGCGAGGGGCCACCCCGCUGCCGGAUGUAUUGACCGCGGUAAAUGUCUUGAGAACUGUGGAUUGCGUUGCCUUUAUGAUACCGUGUUAUUGGAACUCCGGCGAAAAAUGGAACUAGUGUUGCAAUAAUGAGUUUUAAAGCUCCCUCGUGGAAAACAAGAACACUACCCAAUAGAUAAAAAAAAGAAUGAAAAAGACCCCUUUUAUGUUGUGCCCCCUUUCUCGCAAUGGUUGAGUUGGUGGUGGGGGUCCUGACAGCUGAGCCGGGGAAAUGACCCCAAACAGGGUGCUGAAAGUCCAGAGCUGUGACUGGGUCCCUGACCCGCCUCAGAGAGCUGGUCAUCUCCCCCAGGAAACUGAUUUAAUCGUUUAUGGAUUUUUUUUUCCAAUCAGUUUAUAGUUUCCAGGAGGAAAAUCUUGUAAUGCUUUACUCUCUCUCUCUCUCUCUCUGUUUUUUUAAGUGAGUGUCAAUAGAUACAUUUUUUACUGUCCGGAAAAAAAAAAAAAAAAAAGUGGGGCAGGAGAGAAGGAACCAGGGAAAGGGCUGUUUAGAAAUACAGUUUGUGGCUCUGAGCGAUGCCACCGGCUUCCUCUACAGAGACUGCCAGUUUCCCUUUUUCUUUGCAAGGUGUGUGUGGUUUUAAUAAAUAACUUAAAAAAAUAAGAGGGGGGCCGGCAAGAUCCGUCAGGAGACAGGUAUCUAUUUUGCUCACUAUUUACUACCAAGAGCCUUUGGCACUGGAACAGAACCUCGUAAAUCUGCAGCCCAAGUUGAAGUUCAUCUGGCCCUAGUCCACACGCUAUUCCUGGAGGUAGCAAACAUGAGCUCAAAGGAACAAGGUGAAAUCACAUUCUCGCUUUAAAAUAUAUACUUUUUUUUUUUUUUAAGGAGAAAAGAUAUUUGUCUCUAGGGGAGGAGGAAAUGGAAAGAGAGCACGAGGAGAUGGGCAUUCCCUUGCUAAAAUGACUGCAUUUAAGUUUUCAGGCCAAAAUAGAAACCUGUAGAUGGGAAAUAUUCCCUCCCAUCCCCCCCCCAUUUAUAAAUAGAAGUUUCCAAUAUCCUAUUUGGAAGAUUUUCCAAUUCUACAGGCCCAAGCAUUGGCUGAUUUUAAGGGUCUGUUGAUAGUGACAAUAAGGCUAGAAGCUGUUUGUAAAAACUGGGCAACUUGAAGGAGAAGGCAGCCAGAAUAAGCAGGAAUUCUCCAACUGGACUUUUCCUCUGCUAUGUUGAAGGGUUUUACCCCGUGCUUUCUUGAAAAGACUCUCGCAUUUAUUCUGGGUUUGGUGGACUGGGAUGGGACUCUAAACUCUUAAGCUGUCGUUUGCUGACCCUUGAAGAGUUCCAGUUAUUGGUUGAGUAAAUGGUAGCCAUGACUAGAUGUCAAAAUCCUUCCUUCCCUCUCUCCCCUGCGGGGUAGCCACACUCACAACCCACUUUGUUGUGAAAAACUUAGAGAGAUUCAGAGGCGGUGGUGCGGCAGCGCCACCCCUCGGUGGGUGCAACUCUCUAGUAUUUGCAAAAGUCAAGUAUUUGAAAAAUAUUGUGAAAUGACUUUAUGAAGAGUUUUGUUUUGUUUUUUUCUUUAGGAAGAGGAGAGAAAGCUAACUUUAAAAAAAAAGGACUUUACAGUUGAUCUCUGAAAUGGGGAGGAAAAAAGUUGAUUUCCAGCGAGGAUGGUGUCAUAACAGGCAAAGCAGUUCGAAUAAGUGUGUGCGCGCGGGCGCGAGGCGGGGUUGACUGGUUGGCUUUAAGUAGGCGAGUUCUCCAGGCUGAGGUGGCCCUCCUUCCUCCUUGGACUUGACUUAGGGCAACUGAAUUCUGCUGCUUGUCUGACGUUGAGACAUGGAGGAAUGUUUUGGUGUAAAAAACCAUAGUGACUGGAAAUCCUGCUGUUUCGCUGGCGCUGAUGGUGGUGAAUGUGCGGAGCAGGUUGAGGAGGGAGGUUUGUGGAUGGCGUGGGGCAAUGGUAGGCUGGCCUAUAGCUGCGUUUGGAGCCCCCUGGGAGGCAAAGUAGAGUGGCGCGCACCGGUUUCCUGCACUGCGCAACAAGUGGGAACGCCGCCGCAGUGAUCCGAGUGAGGAUGCUGUGUUGUGGCAAAGCUGGCAGGUUUCUCUUUUCUCCACUGGAAGCCAGGAACGGCUCCUCCCAACCCUCCCCGCCUCCCAGUCUGAGACGAGCAGCCCCACCAAAGACCAUGCUCGUCCCCCUGUCCCCACCCCCAGCUUUGCCGAGCGCUGUAAGCCUGGGUGGGACCCUGCCCUUGGCCUCCAGGGCCCCUUUUCUCCGUGGGGAUCAGGAGUUUAUUCCCGACUUUCUGUGCUGGUCGACCAGCGUUUGGCAGGAAUCUCUGCUAAUACCGUCGUGUGCCAUUCUGCUUUUUGAAGACAAGUGUACUGUUUCUUUCUCUUCCCAAUACAUUCAGCCUUUCCAGCUGGAAAAAUCAAUGUAUAAUAUAUGAACGCAACUCUAGAUACCGUGUUAUGGUUACUAGAGGCGUGAGCAUCGAGAAGAACGGAAUUACAUCCAGUAAAUUAAACGUUUUUCAGCUUUGCCUAUGGAGGCAACCGCCACCCCCUAACAGAAAAAAAAAAAAAGUGGGGGGCAGUCGGAUGUGGAAGGCUGUGGCCGCGCGGUGAUUUUCGGACAGACUGAGUCUGCCACCUAGUGGCAGAUCGUGGCCGAGUUCCCCGCCUUGGGCGGUGGGCCAACCGCGUCCCUUCGGGUCCCCAAGUAUUCCGACUAGGCGCUAGAACUGACAGAGGGAGGGCACCCUCCAGUGAGGAUGACUUCCAACCUCCAAUGUUUGGGUAACAUGGAUGAAAAUUAGAAAGCCUCCGGAUGCUUGCCCUGUCCACGGUCACUCAGCGAUGGGCAUCUGCCUCCAGUAAUAGAACCACAAAAUAACCGGUUUUGAACACUAUCUCCCUGUCGCUGUAGCCUCUCCCCGGGGGAAGUCGGUGGUGGAAGGAUGCCACGGGGCUGUAGGAUAUAUAACUCUUUACAAUUGAGGAAAUAGGCGUGAUGAGGGGGUCUGUUAAUGGUGAGUUACUAACCUAACCCGGACCAGAUUUUAAGCUUCUGAAUUCCGGGUCAGUGUCUCAAAGGCGAGUUUAUCUCCGCUCCUUCGAGGUAUCUAAGAGAAAGGAGCAGCACUCAGAGAGAGCCAUGAUUUUAACCUCUUAGGUCACCGUAGUUGGAAACGGUUGCUUAGCAAUCUUGGAGGAAUUUGUUUAGAAAGUACGGCCUAAGAUUUUCAAUAACACACAUGAAAGUUCUACUGUAGUGCUGAGGGGUGGGGGUCUCAGAUCUUGGGGUGUGUGCGUUUAUUAGGGGGUGAUUAAGGCCCGGUUCCUAGACUUGUGGAGGUGCACCCCCCUGCGCCCAUGGCUCACAAUUGGAUCCUGACAUCACUCCCUUCCCUUUCCAUCCGAUCUUAGUUCGGUGGCUUGGUUAGCAACCACUUGUGUGUGGGGCUCAUAUGGAUAGGCAGAGUGUAAUUCUCUUAGAAUUUGUGCCACAACAUCUUCUCAGAAAAGUUUUCUUUCUCGGAGCUCAAAACUUAAGAUGGCAAACUGGCGUCCGCGUGCUGGCGACCCCUAGCGACCGCCGGCGCGCACACCCGCGGGGGACGCCGUCGUCUCCACCGCCCUGAUCGGCCGGAAUCGAGUUCAGCCUCUCCCACUGCGGGAGCUGUUGGAGGCCGCGUCGGAGAAACGCGCCUCUGUUCGGGUUGGAAACGAAUCUGGGGACGUGUUUGAAGAGCGGUCAAGUUUGACUCAUCCCUUUCCAAGGACAGUUAGUGCCUUCCAUCUUCAUUAACGUGAAUAAAGACCUUGGCUGACUUCUGUCCGUAUCGGAUUUUUAAAGGCAUUGUUUGCUGGGGGAGAUCAUGCCGCUCCCCUCCCCCGCCAGCCUUUUUUUGCAAAGGCCGAGCCCGGUCCAGCCAGGAUGGCCAAGAUAUCUUUGCUCGGGGACGUGGUUUGCUGGCAUUGUCUUCCGGCCUUUCUGGCAGGCUGUCGCGAGCUGGGCGCAUGAGGAACGUCCCUUCUGCAGCUCUUCUAGAGAUCUUGAUGAUAAAACACAUCCUUCUAUUUUAUUUCAUUUCCUAGAAGCUUGCAGGCUUGCAAGAACGCUGUUAGCAGGAAACGUGAUAGAAAUGAAAGUCCGGGCAUAAUGUCCCCGAGCACCUCGGUCACUCAAAGCGACUGCCGAGGCCACCGCAUUAUCAAAUUCGCUUUCAUCUCCUGUCGUUUCCUCACCCUCUCGCCUCCCAGCCAAGAGCGCUGAGUGUUUCGCCCCUAGAACAAAAACGACUCCGCAGGUGGACCCCACCCCCUACUGCCGGACCACUGUGGCCAGACCUGAACAGCUCGUUAGUUGAGACGCUGCGGAGAAAGGGAGCGCUCCGGCAGAAGCCCUGAUGCGGGUUUCACUGCAGCAGCUCCAGCCUUAUUAAAAUUCCUCGUCCUUGCCCCUAAACAGUGCUUUGCACUUCCACAUUCUCCUUUGGAUUUCUCAGCGAGUUAUUGGAGUUAUUAGAUUACCAAUAAUCCAAAGGCCGGCCGGGAUAGAGAAGAGGGGGGGAAGGGCGGAAGGUGUUCUCCAAAUCUGGAGACUGUGUCUAAAGUAGGUCAAUGGGAAGGAGGGGCGGGGCGACAAGGGGGUUGUUGGUUUCAAGCCUUGAUGGAGGGCUCUCUCUAGUGUUAGGCAGCGGUAAGACAUGAUUAGGUUUGAGCUCCCGGAACCGUGGGACUCCUAAUUUCCAAUAAGUGGAUUUACUUUAUUUUAACUUCCCUUUCUAGAUUCUCACCCCUUCCCAUAUUGUUUCAGCCUCGGCUUUCACCUUUAUCCCACGGGGCGAAGGGAUGAGAAAGCCUCAAAGAAGGAUUUUAUGAGGCGGAAGAGGCCCAGUCUUUAUGGACCGACGCUGACCCCGCCUCCGUCACUAAUAGGAUGCGCGGCGCAGUGACGCCACCCGCCAGUUUCAGGACUGGACUGCGGCCUUAGAGGCUGCGUGUUUCUCGCCCCUCAACCGCUACCCUCGGCCCCCGAAAGCGCCUCUGGGAGCCCAUACUGAAACCCCUUAGUAGAUGGCGCCCCGGAGUUAUAAUUCCAAGGAAGGCCACGGGAAGGCGAGGCACCCUUGGAGCGCGCCCGUGCGCGCCCUGGCGUCUGCCUCCCGGCCUCUGCCAAAUCCUAACCAUGUCUCUACCGUUUCGGAGAAAUGAGAUUCAGAACUCCCGAAACCUGGCCAGGUUCGUCCUGGCAGCUCCUAUGCUCAAGUCUUUGGGCGGAAAUAGAGCCGAGCUGGGUUCCCCUUCUUGCCAACGUAGGCGGAAGGGACUUUCGGUUUAGUUUUUCUCUCACCCGGCUGGGGCGCGCUGGAUGGAGACCCUCAGCCCUAGGGACUCCAUCUUUUUGACCUUGACGCCUCGCCUAAUCACACCUUUAAAAAAAGAGGGAAGGGGGCCAAACAAAAAGAGAGAAAAAGAGAAAAGAAGAAACGAUGCACCAGGCAAAAAAGGCCAGAAUUGGGCAAAUUGAAGUCUUGAAAUGAGCCUCGGAUUGGACCCGAAAUCCUGGGUUCUAGGCCGGCUCUCCUACUAAUUUGUCUGCCUUUUCUCGUUUAUAAAAUUGUUGUGGGGGAAGGGUUGGAUUAAGUGAACUGUAAGAGUCCUGGACCUGGCGCGGACGAGGUAUUUAGGGGAAAGUAUGCCGUGUUCCCGGCGAGCCUCCUCGGGCAGCCCCCCUCCUCGGGUGAAUCCCCGGAGGCCCGCGCGGCGCAAGCAGCGAUCCUGGCGGCUGUCGGGGCCGGCAGCUUCCUGGAAAGUUACUUCUCGUUGGAGCCGGCGAUAGGCAGAGAGUGUUCUGUGAAAUCCGCUGAGCUGAGAUCGACUACGUUCCGGGAAUGAGAGGGCUGUGCCAUUCCCCUCACUGCCCCCUGCUUUGACGGCGUAACAGGAAAAAGAAAGGCACACACAAUGUUAGCUACCGAGGUGCACAAAAAGUUUUACUCGAAUGUAACCAAAUUAAGGGCAGCCGCGGUCAUACCACGGGGCCUCCGUCGCGCCUGCAGGGGCUUCGAGUGCCCGCAGAGCACCCGGGGGUGGGCGGUCUCUGGCAGACAGGUAUGAUAUGGUGGGGGUGGGCGAAGCUGCGCGGGUUUGCCCCGGGGGCCGCAGGACUCAGGUUGUGCCCACGUGUGUGAGCGAGAGAGUGGGGCUGCCUAGCGCCCGCCGAUUGGAGGAGGGAGGGAAAAGAUGGGGUCUUCGUAUUGGCUCGCUCUCGCUCUUAACCUCGCCUCUCGCUCUUCUGUCACCUCCUGUCUUGUCUCUCUCCCUCUCGUUUCUGCUGUCUUCUUUCUCUUUGCCUUUUUUUUUUUUUUAGGGGAAUGUCCCUCUUUUUUCUUCUCUAAAUCCUUUAAAAGAUCUGCCUUCUUCUCAAGGUGCUUAAUUGAAAAUACACAGGGAAAGCACCAGAGGAGAGAAAGUGUGUGGGGUGGAGAAGACAAAGUUUGACUCUCACUUGGUGGUUACUGCGGGUGGGGUUGGGGUCGGGGGAGUCCGGUUUGGGCCGUUGAGUUGUCAGUUUCUCCUUGACAGCUCUGCUCUUUUGGUUGUUUUUGUGGAAUGAGUCUUGUGUGUGGCAUUGGUAGGAUGGCCGAAGCUAGUAGACAGGGUUUUGAGAUCCUGGGCAAGGCUUACUGGCUGAAACCUCAGUGUCCUCCCCAGUAAAUCAGGGCUGAGGAUCAGAUGCAAUGAUGGAUGGGAAAGACCUGAGUGGUCUGUAAAAAACAAACCAAAUGCUAGUGGUGCUUCCAAACCUGCAGCAUCUAGAGGGAGGCACCAUUGCCCACACCCACCAUAACUCACAUAGUCACUAGUUAUGGGACCUCCUAAGACAGAGCUAGCCAAGGAAGGAGUGGACCUAAUAAGGACGUGGGCCUUAGUGUAUGUGCAUUUGUUUUUGGCCAAGCCAGGCAGAGUUUUAGGGUGAUAAGUGCCUAGCCCGGGCCGGACUGACGGUGGACCCAGGGGAAUUGUUUUGUUUGUUUGUUUCAUUCCUUAUCUGGAGUGAGUCAUUGCCACUUGUCAAGGUGAAAUGGCAAAUCUGGGCUUCCUGUGGUUCCAAAAGUCAGUGACUAGAAAUCCACAAGCGAGCUAGUGGCUGAAGCUGGUUAAAGGACUGCCUUAGGUAUUCCAGAAGUGUUUAGAGAUCUCUUCCAUGGGGAAAGAGGAGAAGGUUUAUAAAUAAACUUCACAUGUGUCUUCAGCAUUCUUUUACAGAGGAGAUAAUCGUCGAACUUUGGUUAGGACCAAUUUAGUGUAUCUCUCUGCCCAUCUUGAGUUAGGAUGGGGAGAGGAGGAAAUAGGUUCUUUUGUCUUUUUCUGUCCUCUCCCUUUCCCCAUUUCCUUCCCCCCGUCCCCACUCACUCACAUGCACACACUAACCUUGAAGCUGAUGAAAUUGAGUGACUGGCACUUGGGACCACAGAGAAAUGUCAGAGUGUUUGGUUACAGACUCAAGGAAACCUCUCAUUUUAGAGUGCUCAUUUGGUUUUAAGCAAAACUUUGGACUGUGAAUCAAGGCAUAGGGUGAAGACAAAAUGACCUCGCUGGCUGACAGCUGUAUCCAGUUCACCCGCCAUGCCAGUGACGUUCUUCUCAACCUUAAUCGCCUCCGGAGCCGUGACAUCUUGACUGAUGUUGUCAUAGUGGUGAGCCGUGAGCAGUUUAGAGCCCAUAAGACGGUUCUCAUGGCCUGCAGUGGCCUGUUCUACAGCAUCUUCACAGACCAGUUGAAAUGCAACCUUAGCGUGAUCAAUCUGGAUCCUGAGAUCAACCCCGAGGGGUUCUGCAUCCUCCUGGACUUCAUGUACACGUCACGGCUCAAUCUGCGGGAGGGCAACAUCAUGGCCGUGAUGGCCACAGCCAUGUACCUGCAGAUGGAGCAUGUUGUGGACACUUGCCGGAAGUUUAUCAAGGGCAGUGAAGCAGAGAUGGUUCCUGCCAUCAAACCUCCCCGUGAAGAGUUCCUGAACAGCCGGAUGCUGAUGCCCCAAGACAUCAUGGCCUAUCGGGGUCGUGAGGUGAUGGAGAACAGCCUGCCGCUGAGGAACGCCCCCGGGUGUGAGAGCAGAGCCUUUCCCCCCAGCCUGUACAGCGGCCUGUCCACACCGCCAGCCUCUUAUCCCGUGUACAGCCACCUCCCGGUCAGCAGUUUCCUCUUCUCCGAUGAGGAGUUGCGCGAUGUCCGGAUGCCUGUGGCCAAUCCCUUCCCUAAGGAGCGGGCCCACCCCUGCGAUAGUGCCAGGCCAGUCCCUGGUGAGUACAGCCGGCCUGCCAUGGAGCUGUCCCACAGUGUAUGCCACAGCAACAUCUACUCGCCCAAAGAGGCAGCCCCAGAAGAGGCACGGAGUGACAUGCACUACAGCGUGGCCGAGGGCCCCAAGCCUGCUGCCCCCUUGGCCCGGAACGCCCCAUAUUUCCCCUGUGACAAGGCUGGCAAGGAGGAAGAGAGGCCUUCUUCAGAGGAUGAGAUUGCCCUGCAUUUCGAGCCCCCCAGUGCACCCCUGAACCGGAAGGGUCUGGUUAGUCCACAGAGCCCCCAGAAGUCCGACUGCCAGCCUAACUCGCCCACGGAGUCCUGCAGCAGCAAGAAUGCCUGCAUCCUCCAGACCUCUGGCUCCCCUCCAGCCAAGAGCCCCACUGACCCCAAAGCCUGCAACUGGAAGAAAUACAAGUUCAUCGUGCUCAACAGCCUCAACCAGAAUGCCAAACCAGAGGGGCCCGAGCAGGCUGAGCUGGGCCGCCUUUCCCCUCGAGCCUACACUGCACCACCGGCCUGCCAGCCGCCCAUGGAGCCCGAGAACCUUGACCUCCAGUCCCCAACUAAGCUCAGUGCCAACGGGGAGGACUCUACCAUCCCACAGGCCAGCCGGCUCAAUAACAUUGUCAACAGGUCCCUGACAGGCUCCCCCCGCAGCAGCAGCGAGAGCCACUCGCCACUCUACCUGCACCCCCCCAAGUGCACGUCCUGCGGCUCUCAGUCCCCGCAGCACGCGGAGAUGUGCCUCCACACCGCCGGCCCCACGUUCCCCGAGGAGAUGGGGGAGACCCAGUCUGAGUACUCGGAUUCUAGCUGUGAGAAUGGGGCCUUCUUCUGCAAUGAGUGUGAUUGCCGCUUCUCUGAGGAGGCCUCGCUCAAGAGGCACACGCUGCAGACCCACAGUGACAAACCCUACAAGUGCGAUCGAUGCCAGGCCUCCUUCCGCUACAAAGGCAACCUCGCCAGCCACAAGACCGUCCACACGGGUGAGAAACCCUAUCGUUGUAAUAUCUGUGGGGCCCAGUUCAACCGGCCAGCCAAUCUGAAAACCCAUACUCGAAUUCACUCUGGAGAGAAGCCCUACAAAUGCGAAACCUGCGGAGCCAGAUUUGUACAGGUGGCCCACCUCCGUGCCCACGUGCUCAUCCACACUGGCGAGAAGCCCUAUCCCUGUGAAAUCUGUGGCACCCGUUUCCGGCACCUUCAGACUCUGAAGAGCCACCUGCGAAUCCACACGGGAGAGAAACCUUACCAUUGCGAGAAGUGUAACCUGCAUUUCCGUCACAAAAGCCAGCUGCGUCUUCACUUGCGCCAGAAGCACGGCGCCAUCACCAACACCAAGGUGCAAUACCGCGUGUCCGCCACUGACCUGCCCCCGGAGCUCCCCAAAGCCUGCUGAAGCAUGGAGUGUUGAUGCUUUCCAUUCGAGCCCCUUCUCGGAAUCUACCCAAAGGAUACUGUAACACUUUACGAUGUUCAUCCCACGAUGUAGUGCCUCUUUCAUCCACUAGUGCAAAUCAUAGCUGGGGGUGGGGUGGGGGGAGGGGCGUGGGGACCGGGAGCCGAGGCAGCUCCCCUUCCCCCACUGCCAUAAAACUUUAAGAAAAUAAUAUUGCUUCUUCUCCUAUGUGUAAGGCGAACCAUGUCAGCAAAAAGCAAAAUCAUUUUCUAUAUCGAAGUGGGGGAGUAGGCAAAAGUUCUGACUUGACUUAGUCUGCAAAAUGAGGAAUGUAUAUGUUUUGUGGGAACAGAUGUUUCUUUUGUAUGUAAAUGUGCAUUCUUUUAAAAGAAGAGACUUAACGGUAUGUUAUCAAAGAGAGGGCUUUAAUUUUUUUAACCAAAGUUGAAGGAAUAUAUGGCAGAGUUGUAAAUAUAUAAAUAUAUAUAUAUAAUAAAUAUAUAUAAACCUAAAAAAGAUAUAUUAAAAAUAUAAAACUGCGUUAAAGGCUCGAUUUUGUAUCUGCAGGCAGACACGGAUCUGAGAAUCUUUAUUGAGAAAGAGCACUUAAGAGAAUAUUUUAAGUAUUGCAUCUGUAUAAGUAAGAAAAUAUUUUGUCUAAAAUGCCUCAGUGUAUUUGUAUUUUUUUGCAAGUGAAGGUUUACAAUUUACAAAGUGUGUAUUAAAAAAAAAAGAACAAAAAAAAACUGCAGAAGGAAAAACGUGUAGUUUUGUUUUAGUUUUUGGUUUGUAUAUACCUGUACAACGUGUCCUACGGUGCCUUUUUUCAUGGAAGUUUUCAACGAUGGACGAGCGCGCCAUCCUUUUUUGAAGUGUAGGCAGACACAGGGACUUGAAGUUGUCACUAACUAAGCUCUCUUUGGGAAUGUUUGUCUCAUCACAUUCUGCGUCAUGCUUGUGUUAUAACUACUACGGAGACAGGGUUUGGCUGUGUCUAAACUGCAUUACCGCGUUGUAAAAUAUAGCUGUAUAAAUACAAGAAUAAAAUGUUGAAAAGUCAAA
This is a messenger RNA of Diceros bicornis minor, 12424 nucleotides long. It is a transcript of the gene BCL6, whose product is annotated as BCL6 transcription repressor. Gene Ontology annotation, molecular function: protein binding. Lineage: Eukaryota; Metazoa; Chordata; Mammalia; Perissodactyla; Rhinocerotidae. The record is from RefSeq and is a predicted model, not a curated record. Gene Ontology annotation, biological process: negative regulation of transcription by RNA polymerase II; regulation of cytokine production; regulation of immune system process. The transcript has 10 exons. The coding region runs from base 9242 to 11362 and encodes 706 amino acids.